ACUACUUCCCGUAAACAAUAAAUCCAAGCUUAUAGUUUUUCUAUAUUUAGCAAAGUGUCAUUGCUCCUGUUAUGAAAGUACGUUGCUGAUCAAUCGAUCGAAAAGUAUCGCUUAUACACCGAGUUGCACGAAUCUGUCUUGUUUCAAUCCUCGAGUUUCGAGGGAAAAAAUUUAAUUACACGUUAAUUUUAAAUUUAAUUUUGACGCAUUAUUUAAAGGAUUAAUAAUUAUCACUUUCGUUUGAAAUAUUUAUUACUUCUUUUUUUCUUAUUUAUUUAUUUUUUACUUUUUGUUUUACAAUGUGUGUCACCGUGUCAUUGUCACCACAGACUGUGCUUCAUAAAAUAUAAACCUGUAUCGCUGUCAUCAAAGUGUAUCAGAUAGAAAUCGUUUCUUUUAAUGUGCAUAUGAAAUUGUCCUUGGUCAACUUUAUGAAUAAUAACUCGCGCGACACGUAUCUUUAAAAGCUAUUCUUUUUCUUUUUUUUUUUUUAAAUUAUCAAGAUUAAUAGUAACGAUCGCGAGUAAUACGAUUGAAACGAAAAAAAAUAAAGGUUAUACUUUUCUCGUAUAAACCGUGACAUAAGUAAAAAAAAAAAAAAAAAUGUGACGUAAUACGUUUAAUUCUACAUAAUGUAACAACAUACCGAGCAGAGAUAUUAUAAAUCUCGCUCGGAGGGAGAUCGAUGUUUCCCCGAAGAAGGAAUUCGCAACGUCUUCGAAUAUAUCGGUUCCAAGCUCCAAACGUUUCCCACAGUCUCGCAUUCUGCACGGUUUCGAUGCCAAGAGAGAAUUCGAGGCAACCCAUAGCUUCAUAUCGACCACCGUCUUUACUCUAUCUUUGCCACGAUUUUCUCCACCAGUUACGUUCCAACGAUUUAUAAUAUAUUUCACGUCUCUUUGCCACACGUUUCUCAGGAUUUACAAUAUUCCUGAUUAUUGGGCACCUUUGAUCGGUUCCCGAAACUUUAUUCUUUCGAGAGAGAAAUCCGUUUUUGUUCGAUACCAUUUUUACGACGGACGCAAUGUUAUUUUUCGUAUGAAAUAUAUAUCCGUGUUAUAUACACGUAUAUAGGAUAUUGUAUUUAGAGGAGGUUCAAUUUAUAAAAAGAUUUUAGAAAUAUUACGAGAUCAGAAUUCAUUGCGUCUAAAAAAGUUGGGCAGAGAGGAGGGAGAUUAAACGAGUCGAUCGAUGGUCGGAUUUACGAUCAUUAUUCGCUUUCCAUCGGACGUGCCACGAUUCAAGGCGUACGUACAAUUAUCGGGUUUCAUUUUCCGGCGCGGUGCGGCGCCACAUCUCCUCCGUGCAUUCCGCUUGCUCGGCAUUGUACGAGUAUUCAAACAUCGCAUCGGCGGCAGCCCAUUUUUUCCAGCGACGUAUAUAUUUUCUUAUUACACGGGUGGACGUGAAAAAUACUCGGCACAGAAGUUCCGCGUGCCCUUUGUUCGUAGUACGCUCCCAGUCAUCCUUUCUUCUCGUGUCUCUUCAUUCCUUUCUUGCCAAAUACAUGCACAUGUACGUACGUAUAUAUAUAUAUGAUGUACCAUCACGUGCGCGUGUUGUUCAACGAGGAUGUAUAACGGUGAGCAGAUUGUUCGACGUAAAGUUGUAUUUUCAGCUGUCGUUGGAACCAUCUCGUACAAAAGGAACAAGCGGAAUAUUUCUAAUGGGGAAAGUCCUCGCUGGAGGAAAUGAAUGGAACCCUUUCUUGGUAGGGACGCCGUUCAUUUCUGGUGUUGCUGUUAUGGUGUGCUCUUCUUGCAACUUAAAGCAAGUGUUGAAUUAAGUGAAUAAUAUAAAAUAU
Apis mellifera (honey bee) is the source of this 1804-nucleotide messenger RNA. RefSeq lists its product as uncharacterized. The transcript is spliced from 2 exons. The record is from RefSeq and is a predicted model, not a curated record. NCBI's taxonomy places the organism in Eukaryota, Metazoa, Arthropoda, Insecta, Hymenoptera, Apidae. The coding region runs from base 1508 to 1786 and encodes 92 amino acids.